Molecule: messenger RNA, 1496 nt
Organism: Chaetomium fimeti
Lineage: Eukaryota; Fungi; Ascomycota; Sordariomycetes; Sordariales; Chaetomiaceae
Exons: 4
Coding region: 99-1412 (437 amino acids)
Biological process (GO): regulation of DNA-templated transcription
Molecular function (GO): DNA-binding transcription factor activity, RNA polymerase II-specific; zinc ion binding
Source: RefSeq, a predicted model, not a curated record
UCCGCGGGAAUCUAUGAAAAUAGCAACUACCGGCAUUUAAACUACAACCCUUGGACGUAAUUACGUCCCCUCGUGGUCACGGCAGUACCCCGAAGACCAUGCCCGGUGUGCCCAAGAGCAAAGGCUGCAACACCUGCCGGAAGCAGAAGAAGUUGUGCGACGAAGCACAGCCAAAAUGCGGCAGAUGCGUGCGCCUAAAGACAGAAUGCGUCGGAAUCGGCGUCAGGCGCUUUCUCUUCAAACAAGACGCGCUAACCCGCUACGCCGCCCCCGCCCGCAGCACCACCUCCCCGCGACCAGCCCCGAGCAGCGAGACAACGCGGAUCGCGGGCGCCCUGGUGCACAUCCUCGAGAUCCGCGACAUCCGGCACGACAUCCGCUCGAUCGGCGGGAAGUACUUCCUGGACCUGCCGCGGCGGGUCGGCCACCUGGCAGCGGCGUACGACGCGUCGGUGGCGGCGCUGGUGGCCUCGUACAGCGCGCUGUACGGCCGCGGGGGCGGCAGGACGGCCUCUCUGAUGAGGUACGGGGACGCGCUGGCCGCUACGCGGGUAGCGCUUCCGGAGGGGGGGAUACCGACGGUCGUCAAGAUGUACAUGGUGUUUAACAUCUACGUUUGCCAGGAAUGGACGUGCGACACCGACCCUGUCAGGUCAUCCAAGCAUAGGGAAAUGCUCGCCUUCCUUCUGCGCGAGGUUGUGGCCAGGGGGGAGUUACCGCAGAUCGACACUAAUUAUAUCUACGCCCUUUGCCAGAUGGUAGUCUACGAAAGCUUCGUCAACGAGAAGGUCGAGCUGGGCCCGUGGUUCUGGGAAGCCUACGGCGUGGUGAGGCACACUGGGCCGUACCCCUACCACUACGGAAAGACCUUCCUGAGCAUCCGGCUAGAGACCUACGCCGAGGCCUCCCUCUACUUCCGCUCCCCGCGCCGGAACCUGCCCCAGCUUACGCAGAUCCACAACCUCAUCCAGGCCGAGAGGCCCGCGCUCUGGGCCGAGGUAGAGGCGUGGACAGCCACCUGCCGGGACCCUAGCGCGCCGGACGCCGCGCACCGUGCCCUCCUCUCCUACCAGACCGCCUACGGCCUCCUCCUGUCCAUAGGCGCGCGAGUGAUACGGGCCAUCAGACGGGUGAAUCCCGACAUCGACCUCCUCCUACAAUCGUACAACUUGUGUGACGAUGCGAUCCGGCUCGCGAGGCAGUCGGAGGCGGGCCACCGGCCGUUCGGGGCGUGGUUCGUGCCUAAGUUCCUGAGGCUCGUCAGGGCGGGCGUGCCGGGGUAUCGUAGGGGGGAGGUCGACGCGCUGAUGAGGGACUUUGCGCAGGACUUUAAGGGGAUUGACUAUAUCAAGGAGUCGGAGUGGGUGGAGGGGCGGUAUAAUGCGAUGGAGGAUAUGGUGUCAGGACAGUAAUUGGCACACAGUGCAGAUACAAACAGCUAUAACUCUAAAAUAACUCUGUCUAAUAGUAGAGACAAAAUUAUAAACCUGCCCACC